Molecule: messenger RNA, 886 nt
Organism: Aethina tumida (small hive beetle)
Lineage: Eukaryota; Metazoa; Arthropoda; Insecta; Coleoptera; Nitidulidae
Gene: Alg13
Product: UDP-N-acetylglucosamine transferase subunit ALG13 homolog
Exons: 1
Coding region: 153-731 (192 amino acids)
Biological process (GO): dolichol-linked oligosaccharide biosynthetic process
Cellular component (GO): extrinsic component of endoplasmic reticulum membrane; UDP-N-acetylglucosamine transferase complex
Molecular function (GO): hexosyltransferase activity
Source: RefSeq, a predicted model, not a curated record
GUCCUUUAAAAAUGUUUGAAACCAAUCGAUAAGAUUAGCGCAUUUUUAAGUAAAUAUUUCUAGUCGUCGUUGUGUAUAGUAAGAUAAUAAGAUAGUUUUUAUUAGUGAGCGAGAUAUAAUUCAAAAACAGGUUGCGCAUUUUGAUUGAAAAAAUGGAAGAAGAUUUGGAGAUUAUAAAUACAGGAUUUGAAAGAGUUUUUGUGACAGUAGGAACCACAAAAUUUCCAAAAUUGAUAGAUGUGGUUACCAGUUCUGAUAUACAUGAAGCAUUCCUUGAAUUAGGUGUGACUUGCGUUCUUCUACAGUAUGGAAAAGAUUAUCCAAUUCACUCACUGUGUGAUAAAGGGUUUAAAUUACUUGAAAAACAAGAGGAUUCUGUUACAUAUUGUUCCCCAGAUAAUGAAAUAGUAUUCCAUUGUAUUGAAUAUACUAAUAAAUUUAUUGGCAAUAUAAGAGAAAGUGAUUUAGUUAUUGGACAUGCAGGAGCUGGUACUUGUUUAGAGGUUCUAAGGGAAACUGUACCAUUAAUAAUAGUCAUAAAUGAAGAUCUAAUGGACAAUCAUCAACAGGAACUAGCUGAAAAGUUACAGGAAGAAGGAUAUGCUUAUUAUUGUAAAACUGAACAACUGAAGAAUGCAUUAUUAAAUUAUAAAACAAGGAAACCUUAUCCUAUAGCAGAUCCAUAUACUUUUCCAGAUUAUUUAGAUAAGUGUAUGGGAUACACAGACUAAAUUAUUUUCUUUUGUUAUAAAUGUUUGACAUUUGUGAUUAAAAAGGAUUUUAAAGUGGAGAUCAUUCUAUAGUGUGUUUGUAAAUUUUGUGGGUAUAUAAAAAUUGUGUAACGUAUAAGAACUUGAAUAAAUUAUUGAGUUAAAAAUUGUUUUAA